This is a messenger RNA of Antrostomus carolinensis (chuck-will's-widow), 1182 nucleotides long. RefSeq names its product hemojuvelin BMP co-receptor (gene HJV). Gene Ontology annotation, biological process: BMP signaling pathway. Gene Ontology annotation, molecular function: coreceptor activity. The transcript has 2 exons. Bases 190 to 1182 code for a protein of 330 amino acids. Gene Ontology annotation, cellular component: plasma membrane. Lineage: Eukaryota; Metazoa; Chordata; Aves; Caprimulgiformes; Caprimulgidae. The record is from RefSeq and is a predicted model, not a curated record.
UCUUCCCAGUGCAAGAUCCUGCGUUGCAACUCGGAAUACGUGGCUGCCACCCUCAACCUGCGCGGCUCCAACCGGAACGCCGCGUACUGCAACGCUCUCCGCUCCUACUCCCACUGCACCCGCAAGACGGCUCGCACGUGCCGGGGUGACCUGGCUUAUCACUCCGCCGUCCACGGCAUCGAGGACCUCAUGAUCCAGAACAACUGCUCUAAGGAAGGUCCCACUUCACCACCCCGGCCCCGGCCCCAAGCUCCCAACCAUCAGGGCUUCGAGUCUCUCGAUAUUUGCAACUAUGAGAAGAGUUUUCUCUACAAGCACGGCCAGCCCCCCAGCUACCAGCACUGCGCGGCUUUCGGGGACCCCCAUAUCCGCACUUUCCAUGAUGAUUUCCACACUUGUCGAGUGGAGGGCUCCUGGCCUCUCUUGGACAAUGACUACUUGUUUGUGCAAGCGACCAGCUCUCCAGUGACAAAGGGGUCCAACGCAACCGUCACUAACAAGCUCACCAUCAUCUUCAAGAACAUGAAGGAAUGCAUCGACCAGAAGGUCUACCAGGCAGAGAUAGACAACCUCCCGGCAGCCUUUGAGGACGGCUCGGUGAACGGGGGUGAGAGGCCCGGCGGGAGCAGCUUGGCUAUCCGGGAACGCAGCCCCGGGCAGCACGUGGAGAUCCGUGCAGAAUACAUCGGCACCACCAUCGCCGUCCGGCAGGCCGGCCGCCAGCUCUCCUUCUCCAUCCGGGCAGCUGAGGAGGUGGCACAGGCCUUCACGGAGGAGCAAGACCUGCAGCUCUGCGUGGGUGGUUGUCCCCGCAGCCAGCGCAUCUCCCGCAGCGAGUGCUGCCCCGGCCGAGCGGCGGGGGGGCCGGCGCGGGGGCCGCUUUUUUCCCGCAGCGAGUGCUGCCGCGGCCGAGCGGCGGCUGAGACGGCUCGGGCACUCUGCAAGGAGAUGUUGCCCGUGGAGGACGUCUACUUCCAGUCAUGUGUCUUCGAUGUGGUGACCUCGGGAGAUGCCAACUUCACCAUGGCAGCUCGUGGAGCCCUGGAAGAUGCCAGGGUCUUCCUUCCCAACUCUGAGAAACUGCACAUCUUCCAGGCUGGGGCAAGUUGCCCUCACGUCUCCCCUUCCUUCCUCCUCCUCCUCCUCACCUCAGGUCUUUGGGUUGUUUUGUUGCACUUUUAA